This is a messenger RNA of Colletotrichum spaethianum, 909 nucleotides long. RefSeq lists its product as uncharacterized. The record is from RefSeq and is a predicted model, not a curated record. Bases 1 to 909 code for a protein of 302 amino acids. Lineage: Eukaryota; Fungi; Ascomycota; Sordariomycetes; Glomerellales; Glomerellaceae. The transcript is spliced from 3 exons.
AUGUCCAUCGCAUCAAGCACGGAACACAUCUACCGCAAGCAUUCGCUCCCUAAAUACUUGUGCCCACGCUGUUCUCAGCCAUUCGAGACCCAGGCAGAUCUUCAGGCACACGCUCGCUCUGCAGACGCCUGUGAGGUCCGCGAGCCGGAGGUGCUUGAUGGUCUCACUCAAGACCAGGAGAAGAGGCUCCGCUCGCGCAAGAAGACGUCCGCAAAGGAUCUCACUGAGGCCGAGAAGUGGACGCAAGUGUACAGCAUCCUGUUCCCAGACGUGAGAGAAAGGGAGAUCCCGUCACCGUACUACAACGCGGAAGAUGCCGAUACAAGUUUGGGAGGCUAUGAAGAUUACCUCCGUCGCGAGCUCCCGCCCUUGGUCCGCCGGCAACUCGAAAAAGAAGUUGAGCGCGAGCUCAGUUUCGUCGAGGAAGGGAUGAAGCAGAAAGUGAUCGAUAUCGCCCGGAACCUCCAACUGACGCUCUUCAAGGGCUAUCAACAGCUCGAAAGGCAGGAGCGCGGGGUGCAAGAUCCAAUUAGUGUCGAUGUAUCAAGUCACCAGACGGACGGUUCUACCUUCUCGGCAACUGACAUGUCGCCAUCAACCAUGACGACUAGCGGCACGACGCCGGAGAUCCCCGACCCCUUGGAGAUCUUUAGCGACCACGCCAUCCCAGACUUUGACUUCAAUUUCCUCUCUGAUAUACCUUUUCCUGAACAGCAGCAGCAGUUCAAGGAGCCGAAUCUUGGUUUUGGAUUCGCGCAGGCAUUCGAUACCCAGCAGCCUGCCACGAUUCAGCCAGGCAUGGAACUACUUAAUGGGCAGCAAAACAACUUGCUUUACUAUGGAUUAGAAGGCUAUCAGAACAGUCGGGGCCAUAUGAGGGACACUGAAUCUCUUGGUUACGUCCCGUGA